Molecule: messenger RNA, 2256 nt
Organism: Miscanthus lutarioriparius
Lineage: Eukaryota; Viridiplantae; Streptophyta; Magnoliopsida; Poales; Poaceae
Source: the annotation of a GenBank genome assembly
AUGGCCGCGGUGGCAUCCCCCCCUAGCGAAAGCGAGCAGGCGGCUGCUCGUGAGCCAAAGCCAAAGCCAACACCAACCCCCCCACCUUCCUGCCCGCGGGCCACACUCGAUCCGCAGCUGUUCAUGGCUGCUCGCUGUGGUGACAGCAAGCGUCUCAAGGAUCUGCUCGAGCUCAAGGACGACGACGUCGUCGAGGGCGAGCAAGCCACACGGAAUGCCGCGGCCACAUCUGUAGCGGCGGUGGCAGAACAAGUCUCUAUAGAUGUGGAAGUUGAUCGUCAUUCGGGCGCGCCGCUAGUCCCGGUAGUCCUUGAUGAGGAUGAGAUGACGACCAUAGAGGGGGACUCCCUGCUGCACGUGGUUGCAGCAUGCGGCGACGGCGAGGACUUCAUCGACUGCGCCAAGAUGAUCGUCCGCGACUACUACGGGCACAAAGGCGGCGGCGGUGCUGGUGGCAAGCGCCGAGCUCUGGAAGCGCGCAACAACAAGGGCGACACGCCCCUGCACUGCGCCGCCGGUGCUGGGAACCCAACCGCCGCCGACGUGAAGAAGUUCCUGAGAAGGAAGAAUAGGUGUGGGGAGACCGCGCUGCACCAGGCGGUCCGCGCCGCCAGCAAGGCCGCCAUCGACAAAUUACUUUCCGUGGAUCCGGAGCUGGCGUGCAGCAGUAGCCGGGCCCGGGAGGAGGAUGCUGCUGCUUGCUCCCCGUUCUUCCUGGCCGUUUCAUUAUGGGGUGAGCAUGAUGAAAUGGAUAUCGCACGCCAUCUCUUCGUUAAAACAAGGCGUAGCAUCAGAAGCGAGCUAUCCUACUACUGCUCCGGACCAGAUGGACGGAACGUCUUGCACGCGGCUGUUUCACGUGCUAGCGUGAAAACAGUUGUUCUACUCUCGCAGCUGCUGACGAGUGAAAUGGAAACAGCACCUGGUCUGCUGCUACUCUCGCAGCUGGCCAGCCAGAGGGACAAGGAGAACGGGAGCACACCUCUUCACUUGGCUGCAUCCCUGGAUGGCUUGCCGUCGUCACUGCUAAUUUUUCCUCCCCAACUUCUGCCGCCACCGCCAGGGACCACACCGCUUUGGCCAUUAUUGGGCACGGAUGCAGCAAGCGUGAGUGUCCACAAGGUGGUGGCUCGGCUAGUUUUAGGCGGGAGCCGCUACUCGCAGAUACUCCCGCUUAUGCUAUCCCUCGUGCUGAAUGCUAACGUGGCCAUGGCAUAUCAGCCGGACAACACAGGUCUGUACCCUAUACACGUCGCUGCAGGGAGUGGCAGCCUCCGCGUCGUGGAGAUGCUGCUGAAGAGGUGCCCAGACUGCGCCACCCUGCGGGAUGCCGAGGGAAGGACGCUCCUCCACGUCGCUGCAGAGGAGGGUCGCUACAACGUGGUCAGCUAUGUGUGCAGCCAGAGCCAGAAGCAGAGGCAGAGCCGCCGUGCCCGUCCGGGUUCAGCUGCAGCUGCAGCUGCAACUGCAAGGCUAGCAGGUCUCCUGUCCUCGAUCCUGAAUGCUCAGGACAUGAACGGGGACACUCCACUGCACCGCGCUGUCCAUGGUGCCCAGCUUCCAGUCGUCCGAUGCCUUAUUGGGAACCAGCAGGUGCGCUUGGAUGUACCCAAUAAUGUGGGCAUGAGGCCUAUUGAUGUUUCAUGGGCCACCAUGCCACUAGAGGCCUAUUACGCAUGGGAUCGAAGAAUAAGGAUACGAAGAUCACUGUUACGAUUAGGAGCUCCCUAUGGUGAAAAUAAUCGGGGCGACCUGUUCCGCAAAAAAUGCGUCCUCUCCAACCAAGACGAGGAGAAGAAGAUGUCGGAGAAUCUAACAGCUGCAGCACAAGUUCUAGCCCUUUUCUGCGUUCUCAUUACAACCGUGACAUUUGCAUCAGCUUUUACGUUGCCCGGAGGCAGCCGAUCAGCCGGCGACGGCACUGGUGGUGGUGUCGCCGGCACACCGGUGCUUGGCGGGCCCCGGAGGAGCUACGCUUUUGAUGCGUUUAUCCUCGCCGACGCCCUGGCGUUUGGCCUCUCUCUCUUGGCUACCUCCAUCCUGCUCUAUGCCGGGGUGCCUGCUGGGAGCCUACAGGGACGCUUCCAACUCAUUAAUCUUGCAUACGGCUUGAUGUGGCAUUCUGGAAGGAGCCUGCUGGCUGCGUUUGGCCUGGGGCUCUUCAAGAAGGAGCCUGCGUUUGUGAGGUGUCCUGCUUCCAGUUGCCCGCUCCAUUGCAAUUGCGGUCUUUGUCUUGAUGAUUGCUCUUGCAGCUAG